Molecule: messenger RNA, 1018 nt
Organism: Cucurbitaria berberidis CBS 394.84
Lineage: Eukaryota; Fungi; Ascomycota; Dothideomycetes; Pleosporales; Cucurbitariaceae
Exons: 1
Coding region: 263-868 (201 amino acids)
Source: RefSeq, a predicted model, not a curated record
CAGGCACCGAGGCUAGUUAGGCAGCGACAAAUUGUUGAUUGUCCAAGGGGGUCCCCAAAUUCUCGACUACCCUCGAGCACAACGGCAGCCCUAAGAGCGUUACGCCAAGGUACAUUCCUAUACGCGGGGUGAACGUACGACCGUGUAUCCUUCCCCGUCUGUCGGGCUCCACCACUCUUCGUCUCGCACGUACUCCCGUUUCCUGGUGCUAAAAGAGGAGACGCGAUACGAGAUCUCAUCGACCUUACGCCCGCGGAGAAGCAUGCCGGUCCUCGAGGUCACCCAGCUACGUCUAAAGAGGCUUUCUGCGGACGACCCAGUAUUGCUUCACAGCCUAUCAGUCGUCCGAGGUAAACUGCACACCAACUCACAGUUCUACCAUUGCAUUGAGGACCCCACAUUGAUCUAUAUUUUGGGUACAUGGCCGAGCCUGGAAGCUCAUUUGGACUUCUUGGCCUCUCCAGCGCGGCACGAGAUUUUGGGCCCCCAAGAGAACAUGCUUCAGUUCUCUUGGACCAUUCAUAUUGAGCUAGACGGUAUGAGCUCGCUUCCACUGGAUGCGCCUGUUUUAGCCAUCGAGAUUUUGAGCGUCAAAGGAGAUUACAUCAACGCAUUCAAUCAGGCUGUCAUGAGGCACACACAACUUCUCCAAGGCAGCCAUCCGUUCAGGGUGGCACACGGUUGGCGAUGUGAUAUGGCUGCGGGAAGCCACGAGGCUCUCAUAUUUAGUGGGUGGGAGAAUGCGCAAGCACAUGUUACCUUCGCGGCACAGGAGGGUCACAGCGACUGCGACAAUGCAGCCAUCAACGGACAAUACGAGGAGAUACAAGUCCAUCAUGCUACCAACCUAGAAAGGGAAGAGGCGUAACGUCCAGACCGCGAAUUGGCGUCAGCAAGCUGCAUAGCCUUCGAAAAUCUUCCGUCAUUGGCUGCAACAUUGGAACAUCUGUAUAGCAAAUGUCUAUAGAUACCAAUGGUGUGAGUAUUUCUGAUUCUGUCAAUUCAAACAAAACCCAUG